AUGUCUGUGCAACAAACCCCAACCAACGGCUUAACCGGAAAAAUCUCUUCGCUUGAUAUGUCCAACGUAAAAGGCUCUUCAUUGACUGACAAAUUGGCUGCUGAAGCCGCCAUUAAGGAUGCCGGUACUUCUGUCGAUUCGCUUGCUGGAAAGCCUGUUGGUAUCGUUCGUCCUGCCCACAUUAAGGAAGGUGGAGCAGAGGAAGCUGCUAAGGUUGAGAAGGAGAUUCAGGCUGCUACCAUUGAGCAUGCUGAGUUCUUGGCCAGCCACAAGGUUCACCGUCAUCAGUUGAAGGCUCAAGAGAAGGACGAACCACUCUUGGUGGAGAACAAGAGAAGAUUUGUCUUGUUCCCUAUUAAGUACAACGAGAUUUGGCAGAUGUACAAGAAGGCUGAGGCUUCUUUCUGGACCGCCGAGGAGAUUGACUUGUCCAAGGACUUGCACGACUGGAACCACCGUAUGAACGAGAAUGAGAGGUUCUUCUUGUCGCGUGUUUUGGCUUUCUUCGCUGCCUCUGACGGUAUUGUCAACGAAAACUUGGUGGAGAACUUCUCUGCUGAGGUCCAGAUCCCUGAAGCUAAGUGUUUCUACGGUUUUCAGAUCAUGAUGGAGAACAUUCACUCCGAGACCUACUCGUUGUUGAUCGACACCUACAUCAAGGACCCUCAGGAGGCCGACUUUUUGUUCAAUGCCAUCGACAACAUCCCAUGCAUCAAGAAGAAGGCCGACUGGGCUUUGAGAUGGAUCUCUGACGACGAGGCUUUGUUCGGUGAGAGAUUGGUGGCCUUUGCUGCCGUGGAGGGUAUUUUCUUCUCCGGCUCGUUCGCAUCUAUCUUCUGGUUGAAGAAGAGAGGCUUGAUGCCUGGUCUUACCUUCUCCAAUGAGUUGAUUUGCCGUGACGAGGGCUUGCACACCGACUUUGCAUGCUUGUUGUUCUCGCACUUGAAGAACAGACCUUCGCAAGCCAUUGUGGAAAGAAUCAUUACCGAGGCUGUUAUCAUCGAGAAGGAAUACUUCACCGACGCUUUGCCAGCAUCUUUGUUGGGUAUGAACUCCAAGUUGAUGUGCCAAUACGUCGAGUUUGUCGCCGACAGAUUGCUUGUGGCCUUGGGCAACAAGAAGGUGUACAAUGUGACGAACCCAUUCGACUUCAUGGAGAACAUCUCGUUGGCUGGUAAGACCAACUUCUUCGAGAAGAGAGUGUCGGACUACCAGAAGGCUGGAGUGAUGGCCAAGUCCGGCGACGCUAAGAGCAGCAACACCUUCUCGUUCGACGAGGACUUUUAG
Molecule: messenger RNA, 1287 nt
Organism: Sungouiella intermedia
Lineage: Eukaryota; Fungi; Ascomycota; Pichiomycetes; Serinales; Metschnikowiaceae
Source: the annotation of a GenBank genome assembly